Messenger RNA from Dipodomys ordii (Ord's kangaroo rat), 2596 nucleotides. RefSeq names its product DnaJ (Hsp40) homolog, subfamily B, member 5 (gene Dnajb5). Gene Ontology annotation, cellular component: cytosol. Lineage: Eukaryota; Metazoa; Chordata; Mammalia; Rodentia; Heteromyidae. Gene Ontology annotation, biological process: negative regulation of transcription by RNA polymerase II. Gene Ontology annotation, molecular function: protein-folding chaperone binding. The record is from RefSeq and is a predicted model, not a curated record.
AUGGGCGGCGCCGAGGCGGAGCCCGGGCGGGCUCCCGGUCCCGCUGUCUGCGGCCGGCGGGCAGGCGACUCCUGUCCCGAGUGAAGGCGGUGGAGCCGGAGCCGGGGGAGGGGGCAGCGGCUAUCUGACGGACCGCGGCGACGCCCGCAGCUCCUCACCGCAGCACCCCCACUACAGGCUCGAGGAGCUUUCCGGAGCUUCCCACACUUCUGGGGAGAAGACUUCUUAGCCAGCUUGAUGUUUAAAAUUCAGCUGGAGCCCUUAAAACUUCGAGCGUGGACGCUGAAUGGGUUUGUAAAGUUUCGAAACAAGGAGACCAGCACCGGUCCAGUGGCUGUGAUGGGAAAAGAUUAUUACAAGAUUCUUGGGAUCCCAUCAGGGGCCAACGAGGAUGAAAUCAAGAAAGCCUACCGGAAGAUGGCCUUGAAGUACCACCCAGACAAGAACAAAGAACCCAAUGCUGAAGAGAAGUUUAAGGAGAUUGCAGAGGCCUAUGAUGUGCUGAGUGACCCUAAGAAACGGAGCCUUUAUGACCAGUACGGGGAGGAAGGCCUGAAGACCGGCGGUGGUACAUCAGGUGGCUCCAGUGGCUCCUUUCACUACACCUUUCAUGGGGACCCUCAUGCCACCUUUGCCUCCUUCUUCGGUGGCUCCAAUCCCUUCGAUAUCUUCUUUGCCAGCAGCCGCUCCACUAGACCCUUUAGUGGCUUUGACCCUGAUGACAUGGAUGUGGAUGAAGAUGAGGACCCAUUUGGUGCCUUUGGCCGCUUUGGCUUCAAUGGGCUGAGUAGAGGUCCAAGACGUGCUCCAGAACCACUGUACCCCCGGCGCAAGGUGCAGGACCCACCUGUGGUGCAUGAACUACGGGUGUCACUGGAGGAGAUCUACCAUGGCUCCACCAAGCGUAUGAAGAUCACAAGGCGGCGCCUUAACCCUGAUGGGCGAACUGUGCGUACUGAGGACAAAAUCCUGCACAUUGUCAUUAAGCGUGGCUGGAAGGAAGGCACCAAGAUCACUUUCCCCAAAGAAGGUGAUGCCACACCCGACAACAUCCCCGCUGACAUUGUCUUUGUGCUCAAAGACAAGCCCCAUGCACACUUUCGCCGAGAUGGCACCAAUGUGCUUUACAGUGCCCUGAUCAGCCUCAAGGAGGCGCUGUGUGGCUGCACCGUAAACAUUCCCACCAUUGAUGGCCGAGUGAUACCAUUGCCCUGCAAUGAUGUUAUCAAGCCGGGCACCGUGAAGAGACUCCGUGGGGAGGGCCUUCCUUUCCCCAAGGUGCCUACUCAGCGGGGAGACCUCAUUGUUGAGUUCAAAGUUCGAUUUCCAGACAGAUUAACACCACAGACACGACAGAUCCUUAAGCAGCACUUACCCUGUUCCUAGGCUCUGCCCCUGCUAGUCCAGAGUCUACCACAGCAAUACCCCCACACUUACCCCAUCUCAUGUACACCCAGUUUGAUGUCCACUGGACACUGGCAACUUUCCCUAAAAUGCAAAAGAAAAAAAAAAAGAAAAAAAGAAAAGAAAAGAAAAAAAAAGCCACUGGUUUUCAGGAAAAAGUUCCUGUCCCUGACCCCUUUCAGAGCUGGGCUGCUCUGGGGAAGUGGGAGGGAGGUGGGUAGAGCUAGCCCAGGCCAGGGGUCAAUUUUCAUGUCACUAGCUUUGAAUCCAGUUCCCACUACAGUGGCUGGAGAGUGACUUGAGUGCUACUUGAAGAUAUAGUUUCCUUGUCCAUGCCUGUAAAUAGCAUGUCCUCCUCCCCUCUCAGCCUUGCUAAUACCUUUCAUCUCCCUUCCCUUUGGCUUCCUUUCAUUGGGGGAAGAAGAGGAUGGAAAGGACACUGCUCUCCUACCCCUACCCCAGGUUCAUAGUGUCCAAGGUUAUUGCACAUAUAUUCAUACACAUGAAGCACUCAUCUAGAGCUGCCUGUGCCUCUCCAGGAGCUAGGAGGAGAGGAGAUAGGAUGGGAAUGUCCAUAACCCAUGAACAGGGCCAUUGAGCACGAGACACUUUCAUUUGGGGCAAGGAGGUGAACUGACCCUCAGCAGCCUCCCCAACAGCUGCCCAGCCUAUAUACACCAUGGAGCUGGAGGUUCUAUCCUCCCUGCUGCGCUGAGGACUGAGGGAAGAGGGAAGGGAAGGGGAGCCUGAGGCAUUGUGGCUAAGAGCUGGGGCAGGACUCAUCUCCCAGCCUUCAUCAGGGAGGGAAAGGGCUUUGGGGUCAGGUGGCAGCUAUUCCCCACAAAGAGAUUCAGGGUCACAGGUUUCUCCCCAUACCUCUGAACUCAGGGCCUAGCCACCCCAAACUUCCAAAUCCCAUUUUUGUGGUAUGUGAAACUACUUAUUUCUUACCCUUCUUGGAGGCUAUGUGAGGAUUUUUCAGCCCUUUUAUGCCUGUGUGACUCCACCCCACUCCCUCAGUUGUACAAAAGUCAAAUAGUAAAGGACCUGAGGGAAGACUGCUUCAGCUGGUCCUGGGGUGGUGUCUUUAGGUUUUCUCACUUUGACAAGCCCCUGAAUGUUUUUAUAGUAGUUUUUUUGUAUUUUUUUGUAAUGACAGUAUUAUGGAAUAAAAUAAAGUAUUUUAAAAAUA